This is a messenger RNA of Leishmania mexicana MHOM/GT/2001/U1103, 582 nucleotides long. Its product is annotated as amastin-like protein. The coding region runs from base 1 to 582 and encodes 193 amino acids. The record is from RefSeq and is a predicted model, not a curated record. NCBI's taxonomy places the organism in Eukaryota, Euglenozoa, Kinetoplastea, Trypanosomatida, Trypanosomatidae. The transcript has a single exon.
AUGGGCUGCGUUUCCGGCAUAAUAUUCGGCGUCCUCCAGUUUGUGGCGCUACUCUUCAUUGCUGUUGGCACCCCGCUGGCGAUGUAUAUACCGCGGAACGACAGCGCUCCCCUUAUCUACAACGGCUACUGCAUCUCGCUCUGGGGGAUUCGCGAUAGAUGCUUGGUAUUGUUGUACUCGGUCAGUCCUAAAGAUGUCUGGUCUGAGUGCGACGGCCGCGUGAGUCGCUUCAAAACGGCGCAGGUGUGCGCCAUUGCGGCUGCCGUCGUUCUCGUUGCCUCGAUGCUGGCAAGCUGCCUGGAUGCGUGCUGCUGCCACUGCAUCAAGUGCGUGUGCGGUUUGCUGAACUUAUUGGCCGCAGGUCUGCUUGCAAUCAGCUGGGGCUGCAUGUUGGAUUGCUAUCUGAAUAAUCAAGGUAGCCAUGUUGUCAUGAAUGUGGACGUGUGCACGCAAAUGCGCAACUUCACCGGCCUUGAUAACGCGUUUCCCCAGGGAAUGCAGCUGGGCGCGGGCUUUGCUCUUCUCGUUGCCGCCUGCGUUAUCAGCUUUGCGAACAUCUUUGUCAUGCUUAUUCCGUGCUGA